AAUCUCCCCCGCAUAUUUUCUUUUAAGGCCACUCUUCUUCUAUCGCAUCAACUGAGCAAAAAUGGCAAGGCAUAUCGUUGCACUUCCAUUCAAGUCUUCCUUCUUCACCAGGACCUCUUCCAUUCCUUUCCCACAAACAUCUCUUUCCGUCCGCCGUUUCUCUUCCUCAAAUUCCAAGAUAAGCAUGAGCUUGAAAGCUGGAAUCGUCGGUCUCCCUAAUGUUGGAAAGUCCACUCUUUUCAAUGCCGUUGUUGAGAAUGGCAAAGCUCAGGCUGCUAAUUUUCCAUUUUGCACGAUUGAACCAAAUGUUGGAAUUGUCGCUGUUCCUGAUCCACGUCUCCAAGUACUCUCUAAUCUCAGCAAAUCUCAACGUUCGGUUCCAGCGUCAAUAGAAUUUGUUGAUAUUGCUGGGCUUGUGAAGGGAGCCAGUCAAGGGGAGGGUUUGGGUAAUAAAUUUUUGUCACACAUACGCGAAGUGGACUCCAUACUUCAGGUUGUGCGUUGCUUUGAAGAUAAUGACAUUGUUCAUGUGAAUGGGCAAGUUGAUCCCAAGUCAGAUAUUGAUGUCAUCAACUUAGAACUAGCCUUCUCAGAUUUGGACCAGAUCGAGAAAAGAAUAGAGAAACUCAAAAAGAGCAAAGCUAAUAAUUCACAAACCAAAGUAAAGGAAGAGGCAGAAAAGUCAGCCCUGGAAAGAAUACAACAAGCACUAAUGGAUGGAAAACCCGCAAGAUCAGUGUCUUUAACAGAGUUUGAAAAGGAGUCUAUACAUCAUCUCUGCUUACUUACAAUGAAGCCUGUGAUUUAUGUGGCAAAUGUUGCAGAGUCUGAUUUAGCUAAACCUGAAAGUAAUCCUCAUGUUGAAAACGUGAUGAAACUUGCUUCUGAGUUACAGUCUGGGCUAGUAGCUAUCUCGGCACAGGUGGAAUCAGAGCUAACCGAACUCCCCUCAGAAGAAAGAACAGAAUUUUUGACUUCUCUUGGUGUGGAUGAGAGUGGCCUUGGAAACCUUAUCAGGGCAACAUAUAACCUUCUUGGCUUACGUACAUACUUCACUUCUGGAGAGAAGGAAACUAAAGCAUGGACCAUACAUGCAGGAAUGACUGCACCCCAAGCUGCUGGGGUUAUCCAUUCUGACUUUGAGAAAGGUUUCAUUCGAGCAGAGACAGUGGCUUAUAAUGAUUUUGUUGCUGCUGGUUCACUGUCAGCUGCAAGGGAGAAAGGACUUGUCAUGUUGAAUCGUUAGGAAUGAAAUCCAUUGUGGUAUGAUUGGUUCUUGUGUCCUAGUUUUAUUUACACAAGGUGUAUGGAUAUGCAGCUGAGGUCUGAAGGAAAAGAAUAUGUUGUACAAGAGGGUGAUGUUAUGCUGUUCCGGUUUAACGUUUGAUGACGUUGGUUGGGGUGAGCUUAAGAAGUAAUGACGAUUUUCAUACAAAUAUAUUAUACCCUUCACUUAAAGAAAGAGUUUUGUCGUUAAAUUACAGAAUUAGGGAGGUUAAUGAUGAAGGAAAGAUAUUGUUGUUCAAGUAUAAUGAAUUCUAGAAAUGGAUUGAAGUUUUUUUAAUAUAGAAUCUGUUUUUGUUGGGAUGAUUGUAAUUUGAACUGAUAAUUGCUUGUAAUCAAACGCAUAGUGGUGACUUAGAAGGUAGCUCAUUUGGAAUUGGAAUGAUUAUAUAUUUUAUUUGGU
Cynara cardunculus var. scolymus (artichoke) is the source of this 1687-nucleotide messenger RNA. RefSeq names its product ribosome-binding ATPase YchF. Gene Ontology annotation, molecular function: GTP binding; ATP hydrolysis activity; ATP binding. NCBI's taxonomy places the organism in Eukaryota, Viridiplantae, Streptophyta, Magnoliopsida, Asterales, Asteraceae. The record is from RefSeq and is a predicted model, not a curated record. The coding region runs from base 62 to 1246 and encodes 394 amino acids. The transcript is spliced from 11 exons. Gene Ontology annotation, cellular component: cytoplasm.